Arachis duranensis is the source of this 858-nucleotide messenger RNA. RefSeq lists its product as uncharacterized. The record is from RefSeq and is a predicted model, not a curated record. The transcript has 5 exons. Gene Ontology annotation, biological process: regulation of transcription by RNA polymerase II. NCBI's taxonomy places the organism in Eukaryota, Viridiplantae, Streptophyta, Magnoliopsida, Fabales, Fabaceae. Gene Ontology annotation, cellular component: NuA4 histone acetyltransferase complex; nucleus. Bases 187 to 567 code for a protein of 126 amino acids.
UCGGCUCAACUAUUCCCACAAGCUGCAAACCUCACAUUGGUACAGCACCACUACCAAGGGAACAAAAUCCAAAACCCUAAGCAAUCCAGAAUCAGGAAUGAACACGCAUAAUAAACGAAAAAAAGUUGCACUUUCUUGAGUUCUUCUGCGAAGGAAAUUUUAUUUGUGAUAGUGAUCAGUGAAUAAAUGAGUAGUGGAAAACCCAAAGAAGAGGAACAUGACGGUAUGUCCGUACACUCUCCGUGCAAACCCCCUCCUUCCUCUGCUUCCUCUCUCCCCAAGGAGCAAGCAGCGCAGGUUGAAUUGGAGCUCAGGGUGUUGGAAGCUCUCGAAAUUUAUCCUCCAAUUAAAUUACAAGGAAUACAUCGCCAUUUUGUCAUUUAUGGUCUGAUGGAAUUUCUAAAGAGGAGUUUUGACCGACACUUCUCUGCUGAAGAGGUCCUUCAACUGUUGGAUCGGUUCUACAACUUAGAAAUGCUGAAAACAGAUGAUGAAGAGAUUGACUUGCUUAAUCAUGAAGAAGAUUUCUCCUUACCUUCCAGUUACUUUAUCAAGGAAGAGUCCUAGUGAAACUUCUGAAGUAAAUACAUUUUCUUUCAAACCUGGAUUAGCAUUUCAGUAUUGGAUCUACCUUGUCACAUACAUAUAUAUUGUCAAAUUUAAGACGUUGAGUUGUGAUGAGUGGCAAAUUUAAGCGUUAGAAUCCUCAUUUUAGUCUAGAUUAGAUUGUAUUGAAAUACAUUUGGAUAGUAGAGUACAUUAGAUUAAAUAUACUAAAGGCACCAUCCAUGUAGCCAUGCCCAUGUGGAACCGAUCACUCUUUUUUCUUUUUUUUUAUAUUAUUUUUUCAUUCCCAAA